GGUCGCCACCACCAGAACACUAAGAUUCUUCCUAGUCAUGAAACUGUUCCUGUUAACUCUCUCCGUGGCCGCGGCCUUAGUCGCCGGCUCCCCGACCGGUCUAAACCGCACUAGCUUGUUGUCUCAGGGUCCAGAGGGUCGCAUCGUCAACGGCUACCCAGCUCCCGAGGGCAAAGCUCCCUACCUCGUGGGUCUUUUCCUCCGCAACGAUGGAACCAACACCGGCUCUGUUUGUGGUGGAUCGAUCAUCGCCAGCGACUGGAUCCUGACCGCUGCCCAUUGCCUGUCUGGUGACUACGCGGAAAUUCACUACGGUUCCAACUGGGCCUGGAAUGGUGCCUUCAGGCAAAACGUCCGCCGCGAAAACUUCAUCAGUCACCCCGACUGGCCUGCCCAGGGCGGCAAGGACAUCGGUCUGAUCCGCACUCCCCAUGUAGACUUUAAUGGUCUGGUCAACAAGAUCGCUCUGCCAAGUAUGAACGAGCAAAACGAACGUUACCAAGACACCUGGUGCGUUGCCUGCGGAUGGGGUGGCAUGGACAACGGAAACUUGGCUGAUUGGAUGCAGUGCAUCGACGUCCAGAUCAUUAGUAACAGCGAGUGCGAGCAGGCCUAUGGCUCGGUCGCCGGUACUGACAUGUGCACCCGCCAUGCCGAUGGAAGGUCUGUGUGCGGCGGUGACUCCGGUGGCCCCCUGGUCACACACGACAACGCUCGUCUCGUUGGUGUGAUCACCUUUUCAUCCGCAGGCUGCCACAGCGGUCCCUCCGGUUACACCCGCGUCUCCGAUUACCUCGAAUGGAUUCGCGACCAUACCGGUGUCUCCUACUAAAACUGAGGAAAAUUUCUUUUCCUAAUAAACAAAAUGCAAUAUUUUUAAA
Molecule: messenger RNA, 881 nt
Organism: Drosophila eugracilis
Lineage: Eukaryota; Metazoa; Arthropoda; Insecta; Diptera; Drosophilidae
Product: serine protease 1-like
Exons: 1
Coding region: 38-832 (264 amino acids)
Biological process (GO): proteolysis
Molecular function (GO): serine-type endopeptidase activity
Source: RefSeq, a predicted model, not a curated record